UUCUUUCUAUCUACACUGAAAAACGGCUAUUUUUCUUUUUCUUUUUCUUUUUCUUUUUCUUUGUGCUUAAUAAUAAUAAUAGUUCAUGAAUUGGGUGAACUAGGGUUUUGUUGUGUUUUCACAGAAGAGGGCAAAAUCCCAAUAAUCAAAGAUUUCAAGUCUCGUCGUUGGUCUCUUUCUCUCUCUUGAUUUCUUUCAUCUAUUGAAGAAUUUCUGAAUUAACAUUCACAGUGUUUGAUGGGAACGUCAUCUGGAUCUCAUUUCCAUCAGCAACCUUCACCAAAAAUGCUGCCUCCUCGUCAACAGCCACGAGGACUGCAGACAUCCCUAUCCCUGGUUUCACCAGAUGCUUGUGGGUCUCCCAAUCUUCAAGAGCGUGGUUCAAACUCAGACCAAGUCCGUGAAUCUCCUUCAGAAAGUGCUAGCUCCCGUGAAACCUGGCCUACCGCUGAUGCGUUGAUUGCAAAAAAACUGGAGAAAGAGAAGGAAGGGGAGAAUGGUUUUGCUGAACAUUCUGUCAUCCGCCAUAUUUCGAGCUCAGAUAAGAUGUCUCUCAGAGAUGUGGUCAGAGAAAGAGUGGAUAUAAUAUCCGAACGAAUGCAGGAUCUUCCAGACGAGUUUCUCGAAAAGCUUAAGACUGAAAUUCGGGUUAUUCUUGAAGGAACAGGUGGUUCUCUACAUAGAGACGAAUUUCUCUCUCUGCAGAAGCUGGUUCAGAGUAGGAGUGAUUUGACUGAUAAGACAUUGAUUAGGGCACACAGGGUCCAGCUAGAAAUUCUUGUCGCGAUCAAGACUGGGAUUCAGGCGUUUUUGCAUCCAAGUGUCAGUCUCUCUCAAGCUUCUCUCAUUGAGGUUUUCCUCUACAAAAGGUGUAGAAACAUUGCCUGUGGGAGUCCCCUUCCAGCAGAGGACUGUAACUGUGAAGCUUGCUCUAUGAGGAAUGGUUUCUGCAACCUUUGCAUGUGUGUGAUCUGUAACAAGUUUGAUUUUGAAGUGAACACAUGCCGAUGGAUUGGUUGUGAUUCAUGUUCUCAUUGGACGCACACAGAUUGUGCUAUCCGUAAUGGACUGAUUGGCCCGGGCCCUGGUGUUAAGACGGGUUCAGUUCCAGCAGAUAUGCUUUUCGGGUGCCGAGCUUGCAAUAGGACAUCCGAGUUAUUGGGUUGGGUCAAAGAUGUGUUCCAACAAUGUGCACCAAGCUGGGAUCGGGAAGCACUGAUAAGAGAACUUGAUUAUGUGAGUAGAAUUUUCCGUGGGAGUGAGGAUCCACGAGGGAGAAAACUGGUCUGGAAGUGUGACGAACUCAUAGACAAACUGAAAGGCGGGAUGGCGGAACCUGCUGUGGCUUGUAAAGUAAUAUUGCUGUUCUUUCAAGAGCUUGAGGUGGACCCCUCGAAGAAUUCUGAAAGUGAGGAAGGUGGUCAGCUAAUAGCCCCACAGGAGGCAUUCAACAGGAUUGCCAAUGUUGUGCAGGAAGCAAUCAAAAAAAUGGAAAUGGUGGCAGAGGAGAAGAUGCGUAUGGUAAAGAAAGCUCGCCUGGCUGUUGAGGCUUGUGAUCAAGAGCUCAAGGACAAAGGUAGGGAAGUGGCAGCUCUAAAGAUGGAGAGGCAGAGAAAGAAACAACAAAUUGACGAGCUUGAAAGCAUCGUGAGGCUUAAACAGGCCGAGGCUGAUAUGUUUGAUGUCAAGGCCAGUGAGGCUAGGCGAGAAGCUGAGAGGCUUCAAAGGAUUGCACUUGCCAAAGCAGAGAAGUCAGAGGAAGAUUAUGCUAGUAGAUAUCUUAAACAGCGUUUGAACGAGGCUGAAGCUGAGAAACAGUAUCUAUUUGAGAAGAUUAAGCUUCAAGAGAGUUCACGAGCAUCACAGAGCAGUGCUGGAGGAAACGAAACAUCGCAGAUGAUGAUGUAUUGUAAAAUGCAGGACAUACUCAAGAACAUCUAUAAUGUACCUUCAAAGACAGAGGGCCAACCAAAUGACCACCACAACCUUGGUGCAAUUCCUUGAGUCAGUCUGGGAUGGACUAUUAGGUUUCUAUAUAUAUUAACCGUUGAUUCUGUGUGAAUUAUCUCUUGUUUUGGAUUUUUUCCAACAAUAUUAGCCUAGAAAUGAGGAGGACAUGCAUUUAAGAAGCUUAAAACCUUAUGAACAUCUAUAUUUUCGUGUAAUGUUGUGCAUAUUCCUAUGCCAGUGCAGGUAUGCUUUUAAAUUUGGGUUGACUGUACAA
Messenger RNA from Camellia sinensis, 2224 nucleotides. Lineage: Eukaryota; Viridiplantae; Streptophyta; Magnoliopsida; Ericales; Theaceae. The record is from RefSeq and is a predicted model, not a curated record.